AUGCCAAUCCCAACAAGCUGUUAUCAUCACUGUUUCAAGACAGUUUUUAUGUUCCUGAACUACUCCAGCCUGUGGUUUGCUGAUUGGCUUAGUGACUACUAUUCCUGGGAUAUCUCCAACAUGCACGACAACUUCACUGCUCCUUUGACAAACUCUUCAGAAAGGAGAGUCAUAAUGGCAGCUAGUUUGUUUUUAUCAAUUCUUCUCUUCAACACUGGUAUAGUUUUGCCUUUAAUAGUGUUUGUUGUUGUCCUGCUGAUGAGGUCUCUCUGGAUACACACCAGACAAGUGCAAAAUAAUGCAACUGGCUUCAGGGAUCCCAGCUUAGAGGCUCAUAUUGGUGCCAUCAAGUCACCUAUCAAUCCAGCCUGUCCAGAUCCUUUGAAAUCUCAUACAAUUGGCCUCAGCCUAUCAAUUCAGCCUGUCCAGAUCCUUCGAAAGAGCCUUCCUACCCUCAAGCAGAUCGACACUCCUGCCCAACUUGAUGUCAUCUGCAAACUUACUGAGGGCAUAUGCAGUGCCCUCAUCCAGAUCACUGAUAAAGAUAUUAAACAAAACUGGCCCAAAUAA
Molecule: messenger RNA, 570 nt
Organism: Pterocles gutturalis (yellow-throated sandgrouse)
Lineage: Eukaryota; Metazoa; Chordata; Aves; Pterocliformes; Pteroclidae
Product: taste receptor type 2 member 40-like
Biological process (GO): G protein-coupled receptor signaling pathway; sensory perception of taste; detection of chemical stimulus involved in sensory perception of bitter taste
Cellular component (GO): membrane
Molecular function (GO): bitter taste receptor activity; G protein-coupled receptor activity
Source: RefSeq, a predicted model, not a curated record